Trichomonas vaginalis G3 is the source of this 894-nucleotide messenger RNA. RefSeq names its product aldose 1-epimerase family. The coding region runs from base 1 to 894 and encodes 297 amino acids. The record is from RefSeq and is a predicted model, not a curated record. Gene Ontology annotation, molecular function: carbohydrate binding; isomerase activity. NCBI's taxonomy places the organism in Eukaryota, Parabasalia, Trichomonadida, Trichomonadidae. The transcript has a single exon. Gene Ontology annotation, biological process: carbohydrate metabolic process.
AUGAGAUCACUUCUUAUGUACGAGCUUGCUAAUGAUGAACUCAAGGUUUCCAUUGCCAAAAAGGGAGCCGAGUUAUCAAGUAUAAUUGAUAAGAAAACAGGCCGUGAAUAUGUUUGGACAGCAAAUCCUCAAUAUUGGAACCGCCAUGCCCCCAUUCUUUUCCCAUUAGUUGGAAGUGUAUGGAAUGGUGAAUAUCAUGUAGAUGGUGCUUUAUACAAACUUGGCCAACACGGCUUUGCACGCGACCGCGAAUUCGACUUCAUCGGAAUUGAAGGAAACAAGGCUUCAUUCAAGCUCUCCAGCAAUGAUGAAACAAAGGCCUUAUUCCCAUUUGACUUCGUUUUGAAAGUUGUAUACGAAUUGAAUGGAAAAGUCCUCAGAGUUCACUGGAUUGUUGAAAACCCAUCAGAUAAGACACUCUACUUCCAAGUUGGUGGCCAUCCAGGCUUCAAUUAUCCAGAUUUCAAACCAGAAGAUGAAAUCCACGGCUAUUUCAAGAUGAACACUAACCAUCUUAACUACAAACUCAUCGGAUCAAAGGGAUGCCUUGAUGUUGAUCAUUCCUACACAUUCGACGCUGGCAAUGACGGAUACUACCCAAUCAACCCACAUUUAUUUGAUAAGGAUGCCUUAGUUAUUGAAAACAGCCAGGUUACAUCAAUCACCCUUUGCGAUAAGGAGAAGAAACCAUACAUCACUAUGAAAUACGAUGCUCCAGUCACAGGAAUCUGGUCUCCAACAAACAAGAAUGCUCCAUUCGUCUGCAUCGAGCCAUGGUAUGGUCGCUGCGAUCGCGUUGAGUUCAAAGGUGAUUACAGCCAAAAAGACUGGAUCAACAAACUUGACGCACACAAGGUCUUUGAGACAUCUUACACUAUCGAAGUUGAAUAUUAA